AUGAAUAGCCGUUUUGUUCCCAAUACCAUUCAAGCUUCCUUUGAGAGUGGAGAGGACUCUCACGAUCAAGCUGCUACCUCCAUGAUUGAUUCCGGGACGAGUAAAACCUCCAAUCAGUCCUCCUCUGUCCUCACCAGUGCUGGAACAGCGACCCGAGUGAGGGAUCAACUCUUCAUGUUUUUGGUGAACGUAAAUUCCAAAACCAGGAAAAUUUCGAACCGAAAAGAAGCCUUCUUGAAUGCUCUCCUCUAUGCCUAUGUUUUUUACGUGAGUGUGGUUGUUUCGUCCUAUUCCAGUCUGUAUCUUUAUGAUCAUCAAUCAGGCGAUUCUGCAUCAUCAGGAACUACUCACGCCUUUUCCAAUUGGGGCCGUGUUGGAGGAUGGAUUUGGAGAGUCUUGUUUUAUCCCAUCCAUUUUGCCUUGGAACAUUAUCCCUAUGUAGCCCUAGUUGCCCUCUCGUGCGUCUUUGUUGCGUUGGAAGCAGCCUUCCUGUCCUCUCUCUACUUGUUUCGAUGGCUCUCGGAUCGAGGACAUGCCGCUCUUCCACAAAUUCGCAGAGUGUUGCGAUGGGUUGAAAUUGCGUUCGUCAUCUUCUCUCCCUUCAUGACAUGGGUUCAUUGUGUGCCCUUGUCGGUCCAUUCACAGCUGCAAACACUCAUUUACUUCCCACAGGUGAGUUUUUCAUCGUCCAUGAAUAUUGCGUUUGUGGCGAUUGGAGUUGUGGGUUGUGUCUUGCAAAGUGUGGCUGUGGUAGUUGGAGUGUUCAUUUCCGUUGAAACCAUUCCCCCUUACAUGAAAUAUGUCUUGUUCUCCAUGGAGAGAGAAUAUCCCCUCAUUGUUUUAAUUCUCACGAAUAUGGCGAGUGUUCUUGUAACCACCGUUUGUGGACCUCAGAAUAUGAUUGCGUCAUCAUGCAUCAAAAUCGUGUUGGGUCUUGUCACAUGCUUGUUUUUUAUUAAGGCACUUCCUUUUUACAAGAGAUGGGAAAAUUCGAUUGCGAUUGGAGUUGUGAGCUGUAAAGUGAUUGGACCCAUUGGAUAUCUUAUAUCUAGUUUCUUUACUGGUAAUGCUGGCAAUGAUAUUGAGACCAUUGGAGGCGCUAUCACAGGAGCAACAUUGGCAGCAUUUUUAAUUGUUUUCAUUGUUGGUUUUGUUGCAAGCGAAAUUUAUUUGAGAGUGAUCGUGAGCAUUGUCAGAAAACCAUUAUUGGACUACUUCAAUAAUAAGGGUUCUUCAAAAUCAGGUGCCGUUCAACUUUAUAAUCAGUUCGAGAGUUCAAAAGAAAUGAAAUAUCUCAAUACCUUUAUCAAAUUUGCUCUUUCAAAUUUUGAUACAACAGAGGAUAGUGAUUUUUUGAUUGCCAACAAUUUUGUUACAAAAUGUGCCUCCAGUAAGGCGCUUGUUAAUGUGGAUUUUCUAAUUUUGAGUGCCUUGUAUUUUGGAUUUUUUGGAUUGGAAGAAGAUCAACUCAUGAACACUGUGACUGCAGUAUCAAACUUAUCACGUGCUUACAAGCAAGCACCAUCUAUCAUUCAAAGAUAUCACCUUGUCUUAAGAACGAAAGAAAUUGAAACCAACGCUUCCAAUGCAAAAACAUUUAACAUGGAACUCAAACAACAAAUGACCAACGUAGACAAGAAGCAACAAGUAGUCAUGUACUUUCACAGAGAAUUUUUCAAGGAGUUACUAAUAGAAAAAUCAUCGAUCACCAAGUUGGAAAAUAUUAAUCGAACCAUUUGUAAACUAUUACAAGACUGUGAUAAUAGGUUUAGAAAUAUGUUUCUUUCACACCGUAAUAAUAAGACUCUAUUGAGAGCCUAUGCAUCGUAUUUGGAGAAUUGCAGAUGGGAAACUGACACUGCCAAGCAACUCUAUGAGGAAGCGAACAUGUUAGAAGAGGAAGAUGCACGUCGAGAGAAUAAGAAGAAGAUUAACUCCAACCUUAUGCAAAAUCCUUUAACCGCUUCUCAAAAACUACUCAUGGCUAAGAACAAAAUCGUGCCAGCAGUAAGGUCCUAUGAUCAAUUUGAAGAACAGGAAUAUCAGAUCGAAGAAGAGGCGGCAGCAGCUGAAGGAAACCCUGCCCAGGAUUUCGUCAUGGUGGAUGAAAAACCUACCGACGACGAUAAUUGGGAAUCGGUGAGCGUCGCCGGCAAUGAAGAUGAGAAGAAGGCACAGUUUUAUCGUGCAGCCAUAAACACAAGAGAAGACUCGAGUGCCUAUCGAAUUUGGUUUGCCAUAUUUUGUGUUCUGUCCACUUUGGUUGUUGCUACUUGUUUGAUCACUUCAUUACUUCUCUUACAAAAUUUUUCGAAACAAAUUUCUCUUCAAGAAAAAGUUUGUUCAUUGAGUGGAAUUCCUCAUUUGUUGAAUGGACAAAUAAGAGCGGUUCAAGCACGUUUAAAUAUGGCAUCGCAUGAAAUAGAUCGAAUAGAAUUGGCUGAAAUGAAAAUUAUUGCAAGGGAUCAUAUGCAGCUCCUUUUAAACAAAGUUCACGAUGUACAAAUGGCCUCAACGAGUGGCGAAUUUAUAGAUCAAGUAGUGAAAACGUACACUAAGGUUGAAUGGAAAUAUUAUGUACCUACGUCACAACCUGAUGAAUCUCUUAUGCCAAUCUAUGAAGUCAGUAACGCAUCCAUAGGUGACUUUGUCGACAUUACACUUGACUCCGGUGAAGAUAUUUUGGGCAUGAUAAACGAUUUGACAGAAUUUAACAAAACUGUUUCCAACUAUCCAUUUCUCAUGGUUUAUUUGAAUAGAGAUAUCAUUGCAAAUGCCUUCGAUUCGUUUUGCGUCUCGUUUUUAGAAGGAACAAAAACCACUACCCAACAGUCAUCCAUUAUUUUCCAUUCCAUUUACGGCAUUGUGUUAGGUCUUUAUUUAAUAUUUAUGUUGAUCUAUGUUGCAGUAAUGAGAACGCAGUUGCUGCAGAUUUCUCGAUUGAUUAGUGCUGUUUUUAGGAAAAUCCCCAACAAUGAAAUGGGAAAAAUAUUUCACAGUUUUUCUGCAAAAGUUGAAGACAAUCAUUUACAUAAGGUUAAAAUUACACUUUUCACACCUCAAGUUCUCUUCUCAGCCACAACAAUGGUUGUGGUUGCAAUUGUAGUCAUUGUAUGGAUUCUACUCAUUAUUGAAUAUAAUAUGAACGCUCAAAAAGCUCAAACAACCAUGAUUGCCACAAACAGUCUGAACACUGUGGUCAAAAGUACCAUGUUGGUGAAUUUCAAUCUCAUAGAGACUGCAAAGAAGAGUCAGCUCAUCUCAACCUCCUUUGCUGAAUUGAAACGAGUCAAUCAAGAACAAUUGAUUGUGGCAACAAGCACCUGGAGAGCACUCUCAGUAGGCAUGGAAAGCCAAAACUACAAGUCUGCCGUGUAUAAUGUGUUUCCCGAAAUUGAUCAACUAUUGAUUGGAGGUUGUACAAACUCGUCUAAUACCACGGCAAAAAUAGAGUCUCCCAUUCCAUACAACGCCUCUGAGGUCAGUGAAGAGAAACUGCAAUCCAUAUUGAGUCAAUACCCAAAUGCUGCGUGUUUGGGUAUGGAAGAUUUAAUUGAUAUAAUCAGCUCGCACUCAACAGAAUUGACGCAACAAUUCUUCUCUGGCUUUUUGUCCAAAGAAAUGUCAAUGGAGAUUUAUUUUUCACACGUUUACUAUUAUAGCGUGGCUUUUUCUCAAAAGAUUUUUAAAUUCAUCUCUACAUUUGUGAAUUUAUCAAAAUCACCAUCCAUUGCGAUUACAUAUACCUGUGCAUUUAGUGGCUUGGCAUUGUUGUUGAUUCUCUUUUACUUGUCUUUUGAUUCAUUACAGACAUUUUGGGAAGAAAAGCAUGCCAUGAGAACUCUUUUAAACUAUACUCAUUGGAGCGUGAUAGAAACACAAGACUACCUGAAAGACUAUGUUCUGUCUCAUGAAAUUAGCGGCUAUACUUAUCAAUUCCUUAACAAGUUCAAAAAUAGAGAAUUGAAAGGGAAAACUUCAGACUCUAAAAACGAUAUGGACGAUCCAAUGUCUGUGACACGUUCUAUUCUGAGCGCUGCAGUAGAUGGAGUGGCGAUUUGUUCUCAAACUGGAAGAGAGCUUUCUUUGGUCAUUCAAGAAUUCAACAAAUCCGCUGAGGAAAUGUUCAUGCACAAACGAAAUGAGAUAUUUGGUCUCGAUAUCUCACUCAUGUUUUCACCAGAAAGCCAUUCACAAAUUAAGAAAAUUCUUUCUGGAAUGAUGUCUUCUAGUGCAUCCUGUAGUGAUAUUUUAGAGACAAAUUGCUUAAGGAAGAAUAAGAGCACAUUUCCAGCCAAAGUUACCAUUUGUUUAACAUAUUUCCAAAAGAAGCCUAUCGUGACCUUCUUUUUCAGAGAUGUCACAAUGGAAAAGAAACAAAAUUCACUCAUUCAAGAAGAAAAGCAAAAGAGCGAGCAAUUAUUAUUGAAUAUUUUACCAAAACCAGUGGCCACUCGUUUGCUAGAAGGUGAAAGAAACAUUUAUGAGAAGAUUCCUGACUUAUCAGUUUUUUUCAGUGAUAUGGUUGGGUUCACUAGUAUGAGUUCAAAAAUGGAAGCGAGUGAAUUGGUGGCCAUGUUGAAUGAAAUUGUCGAGUGUUUUGAUGUAUUGACAGAUAAGCAUGGCUUGGAUAAAAUUAAGACUAUUGGUGAUGCAUAUUUUUGUGUUGGAGGCGCUUAUGCUUCCAAAGUAUCGGACCAUCCUGAACGAAUGUUAAAAUUUUGUAUUGAUAUUUUUACAUUUUUACACAAAUAUAAUAAGGAAAAGAAAAAGAGAGUGAAUGUUCGAAUAGGAAUUCAUACUGGAGCGGCUGUUGGUGGGGUGAUCGGAACCAAAAAAUUCGCAUUUGAUUUAUGGGGAGACACAAUCAACACAGCUAGCAGAAUGGAAUCUACAGGUGUGGCUGGUAGAGUACAAAUAUCACGUUCCUGUUAUGAAAGAGUGCAUGAUUUAGGUUAUCAAUUUGAAGAACGUGAACCAAUAGAAGUUAAAGGCAAGGGCCAAAUGCAAACGUAUUUAUUGGCUGCCAAACAUCAUCCUUCUCCUAUUCCUAUUGAAGAGAAUCUCAAUGUUGUGAGUGAAAACAAAUCAUUUGAUGAGAGUAGCAACUCUUCCACAAAAGAAUUUUUGAUCACAAAAACUCUUGCUCGAACAUUAACCAGUGGAGAUAAUUUAUUUGAGGUGGACAAGGAUAUCGAAGUCAAGUCCAACAAAUCCAACAAAUCUGUAAAAACCAACUCACAGCCAAAUAUUCUUCUGAAAUAA
Molecule: messenger RNA, 5265 nt
Organism: Naegleria fowleri
Lineage: Eukaryota; Heterolobosea; Eutetramitea; Acrasida; Naegleriidae
Exons: 13
Coding region: 1-5265 (1754 amino acids)
Biological process (GO): intracellular signal transduction; cyclic nucleotide biosynthetic process
Molecular function (GO): phosphorus-oxygen lyase activity
Source: RefSeq, a predicted model, not a curated record